Messenger RNA from Linepithema humile (Argentine ant), 15555 nucleotides. NCBI's taxonomy places the organism in Eukaryota, Metazoa, Arthropoda, Insecta, Hymenoptera, Formicidae. The record is from RefSeq and is a predicted model, not a curated record.
GGUACAGCAGUAAUAAAAUAAAACAAUUAAUACUAUCGUAUGUAAACGUUUUAACGACUUCUUGUCUUUUUCUGAUUGUACCAUUAUUCAAACUUCAAUCAAUUGAUAAGAAUUAUCCUAAUUUUGUAAAUAAUAUUGAUUGCAUCGCCAAUGCAUCGUUUGUAAAAUCCGCGUCAGGCUGACACAUGCGCUCAACAGACCGCUUCGAGCGCCAUCGUGCUACCGGGUGUUUGACAGUCACGACCGUCGCGGCGUGUAUGUUCAUGUGUGCAGCAGUAUCGCUGGUCUAGGAACAUUCGGGCCGGCGCGGCUGGCAGGCCCCUCAUAACAGUGUCCACUUUCUAACAUGGCAGAUCAAUUUGUGUUCUAUUAUCAUGUGACGGCGAAACGCUCCCGUUGAUAGGACCGUAACCUCGUGCGAAGCGAUCGUAGACUCCGGUUAGCUCGCGAGUGCGAACACGCGACGCGACGCGGUCGCGUUAAACGCCGUCGCGAUGGCGGACCUCAAGAGCCCGCCGUUCAGUGACAUCAAGCGGCCCGAGGUGGUGGCGAUGGCGAUGAACGACAGCCUCAAGUUCGCCGUGCUGAUCGGCCUGAUCGAGGUGGGACAGGUGUCCAAUCGGGAAGUCGUCAACACCGUGCUGCACCUGAUCAACGUAAACUACAACUCCGCUGUUGCACACCGUGUGCCGCUCGUAGGCGGUGAAUUUGACAUGGAGCUGAAUUUCGUGAUACAGGACGCGCAAAACAUCAGGCACAUGCUGGAGCUGCUCGAUCAUUGCCCACCCAAUCUCCAGGCCGAAAUAUGGAGUGUCUUUAUCGCGAUCCUGAGAAAAAGCGUCAGAAACUUACAAGCAUGUACAGAUGUGAGUCUCAUAGAACACGUUCUACAUCGAUUAUCUCGUGCGGAAACUGUUGUCGCCGAUAUCAAAAAUUCUACAAUCACAGAUAACAAAGAUUCUACAAUCACAGAUAUUAAAGAUUUAUUAAUCGAUAUGCUGGGAGUGCUAGCAAGCUACAGCAUAACAGUGAAAGAAUUAAAACUUUUAUUCGGCGCUAUGAAAGCCGUUCAAGGAAAAUGGCCACGGCAUUCGGCGAAACUGUUAAAUGUUCUCCGCCAAAUGCCACAGCGGAAUGGGCCCGAUGUAUUUUUCAGUUUCCCCGGUAGAAAGGGGUCGGCGAUUGUCUUGCCGCCACUCGCAAAAUGGCCGCACGAGAAUGGGUUUACAUUCACUACAUGGUUCCGUCUAGAUCCCAUCAACUCUGUUAAUAUCGAACGCGAAAAACCGUACCUCUACUGCUUUAAAACAAGCAAAGGAGUAGGAUACUCUGCGCAUUUCGUAGGGAACUGCUUAGUCCUGACUUCUAUGAAAAUAAAGGGCAAGGGCUUCCAACAUUGUGUCAAAUACGAAUUUCAACCACGAAAGUGGUAUAUGAUCGCGGUAGUGUAUAUAUACAAUAGGUGGACGAAAAGUGAAAUUAAAUGUCUGGUCAAUGGUCAGUUGGCGUCGAGUACAGAAAUGACAUGGCAUGUUUCGACGAAUGACCCUUUUGACAAAUGCUACAUUGGAGCAACUCCCGAAUUGGACGAGGAGCGCGUGUUUUGCGGACAGAUGAGCGCGAUAUACUUAUUCAGCGAAGCGCUGACGACGCAUCAGAUAUGCGCGAUGCACAGACUGGGACCGGGAUAUAAGAGCCAGUUUCGUUUCGACAACGAGUGUUACCUGAAUUUGCCCGACAAUCAUAAAAGGGUGAGUGAGCAGGAUCUCUCUACGAGCAUGAUGGACCAAAGUAUGCAAAUUGUACUUUACGAUGGAAAACUGUCGAAUGCAAUUGUGUUCAUGUACAAUCCAGUAGCAACAGACUCGCAGCUUUGUCUACAGAGUGCACCGAAAGGCAACGUCUCCUAUUUUGUACAUACACCACACGCCCUUAUGCUGCAGGAUGUCAAGGCAGUCAUAACACACUCCAUUCACAGCACAUUAAACUCGAUAGGUGGUAUACAAGUACUAUUUCCAUUAUUCUCACAGCUGGAUAUGCCUUAUGACUGCAUAGCACCAAACGACGUUAAGCGCGAUCCCACGUUAUGUUCGAAAUUGCUCGGGUUUAUUUGCGACUUGGUAGAGAGUUCUCAAACGGUUCAGCAACACAUGGUACAAAACAGGGGGUUUCUGGUAAUAAGUUUUAUGCUACAGAAAGCAAGUCGAGAUCAUCUUACGACAGAAGUUCUCGCAUCUUUCUUAGAACUCACAAAACAUUUGGUGACAUGUCUCAGCGCAAACAGCGACUUAUUAUUGAAACAGUUGUUUUAUUUUUCAUUCCUAACAUGGCAGCUACUGGAUCAUGUCCUUUUUAAUCCCGCUCUGUGGAUAUAUACGCCCGCGCCAGUACAGACGCGGCUUUAUUCGUACUUGGCCACAGAGUUUCUUAGCGAUACGCAGAUAUAUUCCAAUGUGAGACGUGUAUCGACAGUUUUGCAAACAGUACACACACUCAAGUACUAUUAUUGGGUGGCUAAUCCUCGAGGCAAAAGCGGAAUAACACCAAAGGGACUUGAUGGACCGCGUCCGCAACAGAAAGACAUUUUAACAAUUCGUUCUUACAUUUUAUUAUUUUUAAAACAAUUGAUAAUGAUCGGUAACGGCGUGAAAGACGAUGAAUUACAAAGCAUUCUGAAUUACCUAACGACGAUGCACGAGGAUGAAAAUUUGCACGAUGUUUUACAAAUGCUCAUAUCCUUGAUGUCGGAACAUCCGUCAUCGAUGGUACCAGCAUUUGAUGCGAAACAAGGCGUACGAACAAUUUUCAAACUCUUGGCAGCUGAAAGCCAACUAAUACGUUUACAAGCGUUAAAGCUGCUAGGAUUCUUCCUUAGCCGCAGCACACACAAACGGAAAUACGACGUCAUGAGCCCGCAUAAUCUGUAUACGUUAUUAGCCGAAAGACUCUUAUUAAACGAAGAAACACUCUCAUUGCCGACAUACAAUGUUUUAUACGAGAUUAUGACCGAGCACAUCAGUCAGCAAAUAUUGUAUGCUAGACAUCCCGAACCUGAAUCCCAUUAUCGUUUGGAAAAUCCGAUGAUCCUGAAAGUAGUCGCGACAUUAAUUCGACAAUCAAAGCAAACGGAGCAACUUUUGGAGGUGAAGAAAUUAUUCCUUUCGGACAUGACGCUGCUUUGCAAUAAUAAUCGAGAAAACCGACGAACGGUCCUGCAAAUGUCCGUGUGGCAGGAGUGGCUUAUCGCCAUGGCUUAUAUCCACCCGAAGAAUACGGAGGAACAGAAGAUAUCCGACAUGGUGUAUUCCUUAUUUCGCAUGCUUCUCCAUCACGCUAUCAAACACGAGUACGGCGGCUGGCGUGUGUGGGUUGACACACUAGCUAUCGUGCACUCUAAAGUGUCCUACGAAGAAUUCAAGCUUCAAUUUGCCCAAAUGUACGAGCAUUACGAGCGACAGAGAUCCGACAAUAUUACGGAUCCUGAGCUAAGACAGCAAAGGCCGAUCAGCACGAUUUCCGGAUGGGAUCAACAGCAUUCCGGAAGCAACGGUUACAGCAGACCAGCACCGUGGGGCAACCAGCAAAAUCACGAGAUACAACACAUGGAAAGGAAUUACAAGGAAUUCGACGCAUCCGAGGCAAACGAUCGAUUGGAAGAAUCUUGUAGCUGCGAUCUUAACUCAAUAGACAAUACCGAGAGCGACGGUAGUCCAGCCAUUGUAAAAUCGCGCAGCGAGACAUUGGACACUCUGCAAUCGUGUGAAGUAGUCUCGUUGGACUCCAGAUUAAGCGACAAACCGGAAACACCGACUACCGCGCGUGAGACUCACACGGAGACACCGACCAUUCUUGAAGAAGCGAAUAGCGAAGCUGUCUCGCUGCCAACCACGCAGGAGACCAGCGAAGUGAUAUCGAUUGAAAGCUCAAGCGACUUCUACAGCGAAGUGCACAAAAUUGAGAGCUCCAGUCCCGAUUCGAUGAUAAUACAGGACACGCUAAAGAAGGAAGAAGACACCGAAAAACAGUCAGUUUCCGAAAAACAACCAGCUGUUGAAAGCGAAUCCCCUUCGACCGAACCGAUUAAAGAAAGUACGGAAUUAGCAGCUGUUGAAUCGAAUGACGCGAAGGAAACUGCGAAAGAAACUCCGCAGGAAACUCCGCAGGAAACUCCGAAGGAAACUCCGAAGGAAACUGAGAAGGAAACUACGAAGGAAACUGCGAAGGAAACUGCGAAGGAAACUGCGAAGGAUACUGAGAAGGAUAUUGAGAAGGAAACUGUGAAAGAUACUGAUAAUUCUGACACAAACGAAAUUGCAAAAGAUACCGAUAUCUCUGACGCGAAAGAAACUGAAAAAGAUACCAAUAUUCCCGAUGCAACUUCUACAACUUCUACAACGUUGGAGAAAGCUGAAAAUCCAGUGGUUGCAGACGAGGAAGCAAAAGAUAAAUCUGUCGAAGAGAGCAAUACAGCGACCGACGACAGUAACACGCCGACCAACACCGAAGAUUCCGACAAGACCACAACGACAGUCGAAAAUGCAAUUGACUCUGUUAUUUCAAAGGAUGACGCCGAUACCGAAGAAGACACCGUGCCAAUUGUCCCCUCCGACGAAACGCGGGAAGCGUUAACAGUUAAAGUUAUCGAGAAACUUCAGUUGGAGAACGACCGCGAGAUAGUUGACAGUGAUACAUCAGAAGCGUACUUAACGCCAACCGAGAAUCAAGAAAGCUCGGGCGAGGUAAGAAGCAGAGCGUCCGAGGGUGAGAAAAUCGACGACGACACCGUCACCGAGAAGACUUCCGAAGAGAAAGACAUUAUCGUUGAGACUGCUGAGAACGACGCAGAGGAAACUGUAAAAAAUCCCAAUUGCUCAACUAGCGUAGUAGAAAGCGACGAGGCUUGCACGGAGAAGACGGUAGAUCUAGAAAAAGAGAAGGCGGAACCAGCCGCAGUAGUGAAUAGUGCGUUAAGUAACGACGAACGCGCUGCGGAUACUUUAACGGAGGACAAAAGUGCUGUUAUUAAUGAUAACGAAGACGCGAAGGUAAAUGAGAAACACUCAAGGGAGCCGUCCACUAUUUCUACUAGCGUAAGUGAUAAUAAGUCAGACGUUCCGGCGACGACUGACGAGGUAGAAGUAACAGAUAGUGUUUGUAGUAAUAGCGAUGUUCAAAGUUCUGUAGAUAACGUGACGCAAGUGCCAAAUCCUAAGCAGCAAAUCCCAACAAUAUCUACGGUCUGUGAUGCAACUAAAAGUUUAUCCGACGGUGUGCCUCAAAUCGUUAGUUCUAAUGUGGUUGCCAGGGACAAUGCGUUAUUGAAUGACUUAACUCCAGAUCACGUAGACACCCACCGCAGAUCCAGCCUGCCGAUCGUGUCCUCGGAGACGGUCGCGGACGAGAACGGUCACGAGCCACCCUCCUUGCCUGUACCCCUACGAAAAACAUCGUCACCCCAAAAGCGACCAAGGAGUGCCUCAACGUCCACGCAGGUGGAUCCUAAUCAUUUUGAAGCCAAAAGAUCGAAGCAAGGAAAUCCUUCCACGCGACCGAUGUUCAGUCCAGGCCCGACGCGACCUCCGUUCAGAAUACCGGAGUUUAAAUGGUCUUACAUACAUCAACGUUUGCUGUCUGACGUUUUGUUCUCUUUGGAAACGGAUAUUCAAGUAUGGAGAAGUCACUCUACGAAGUCUGUGUUGGAUUUCGUAAACAGCAGCGAAAAUGCCAUUUUCGUGGUGAACACUGUCCAUCUAAUUUCGCAAUUAGCCGACAAUCUCAUAAUAGCUUGCGGCGGUUUGUUGCCCUUAUUAGCAUCGGCCACCUCGCCAAAUAGCGAAUUGGACGUAAUCGAGCCAACUCAGGGGAUGCCAAUCGAGGUGGCGGUUUCUUUUUUGCAAAGACUAGUCAACAUGGCUGAUGUACUUAUAUUCGCUAGCUCGUUAAACUUCGGAGAACUGGAGGCUGAGAAGAAUAUGUCGAGCGGCGGCAUAUUGCGACAAUGCUUACGACUGGUCUGUACAUGUGCCGUUAGAAACUGCUUAGAGUGUAAAGAACGUGGCAGAUCGUACAGCAUGUUAGGUCGGCAGAUUGGUACUAGUAAUAAAUCACAGCAUAUACAGUCGCUAAUACGCGGGGCUCAAACAUCGCCUAAGAACAUCGUGGAUAAUCUUACGCAUCAGUUAAGCCCUGUAAAGGAUCCCGAGAAAUUGUUGCAGGAUAUGGACGUAAAUCGUUUGAGAGCUGUAAUAUACAGAGAUGUUGAAGAAACCAAGCAGGCACAGUUUCUGUCUCUAGCUAUAGUUUACUUCAUCUCUGUAUUAAUGGUUUCUAAAUAUCGUGACAUAUUGGAACCACCAAUAUCACAGCGCCCACCGAGUCCAGUCCAAACAAUACAGACAAACGGUGCUGGUCUCAGGCCAGGUAGCCCUUCAGAUGGGAAUGGUGGUGGAGGAGGGCGGCCCUUAUUUCCACAGUGGUCUCACCACGUGUACCCACAGUUCCUCCCGGGAUCUCACCCUAACGCCAAUGCGAAUGUCAAUGCCAAUGCCAACCAUCACAUCAACCAGCACCAUCACCAGCACCCGCUACCGGCUGCCAGGCACUCUAAUCGCCAGCCACCCUCUAACUAUUAUCUCCCGAAUCACCACAACAAUCAUUAUAACCAUCACCCGAAUAACCAUAACUAUCAUCGUCAUCAUCACUAUCAUCACCACAAUAACAACAACCACCACCAUACGCUUCAAAAGCAUAUCGAUCAGCCCCGAAAUCUCUGUCAUAGAAACUCCGGUGUCGGUCUGCAAGGUAGCGGAGGUAUAAUGAGUCAAUCGGGUUCUCAAGACGACGGCGAAUACGAAGUCAUCAUUGUCGACGAGAACAAUUCUUCAAUUUUGGCGGACCAUGACGUCACAUCAUCAGGCCCGCCAUCUACCAAGGGAGGUCACAGUGGUGUACCUCGGCCGCGGACUAUUCUCGAGGAUUACACCUCAUCAGAACCAACGCUUGGCACUUCUACAAGGUCCGAACCACUGCCACGAAAUCUGCAGAGCAACGACUCCAGCGAGGAAACAGUACACCGCAGCAAUAUCACCGCGGACCCGAGUCCUUCUGAAAUUACCACCGACAACGAAAAUAAGCAUAAUUCGUCCGAAGAAGCCUGGACAGACGUAAACCUCAAUGAAGAUGGUGACACGAUGCCAAUUACGAAUCCGAGAGAGGAUCCGCGAAAUAUUCACAAUAUUGCUCACUCUCGUGGCGACAUGCAAGACAGCGAAGGCAAUGUUCUGGAACAAGAAAUGCUCGGCAACGCGGAACGGGGGGAAAAGCCGUCGGCGGAAAUUUCGGUGGUGCGAGUUCCCGAUCGGCUAGUGGUAACCGCAGCAUCCCCGCGGGCGGACGAAUUACCGAUUAAAGGUCUAGUUGACCAUUUACCUGUUCCGACACCUUCCCGCGAGGCCUCACUCACGCAAAAAUUGGAAAUGGCCCUCGGUUCGGUUUGUCCACUCCUUCGGGAAAUCAUGGUGGAUUUUGCCCCCUUCCUGUCCAAAACACUCGUUGGCUCCCAUGGUCAAGAAUUGUUAAUGGAAGGAAAAGGUACGAGUUGCAAGGGUUUGACCACAUUUAAGAACAGCAACUCCGUCGUAGAGUUGGUUAUGCUUCUCUGCUCUCAGGAAUGGCAAAACUCUUUGCAAAAGCACGCCGGACUUGCUUUCAUCGAGCUCAUUAACGAGGGAAGGUUGCUAUCUCACGCGAUGAAGGAUCACAUAGUAAGAGUCGCAAAUGAGGCAGAGUUCAUUUUAAACAGGAUGAGAGCGGAUGACGUGCUGAAGCAUGCUGACUUUGAGUCUCAAUGCGCGCAAACAUUACUGGACCGUCGAGAAGAAGAACGCAUGUGCGAUCAUCUAAUCACCGCAGCGCGAAGACGCGACAACGUGAUUGCCAGCAGACUGCUGGAGAAAGUCCGAAAUAUCCUGUCGAAUAAACAUGGUGCAUGGGGAUACAUGGAUCCAAUGGCUGCAAAAUUGGCCGAAUACUGGAAGCUGGAUGCUUGGGAGGAUGAUGCACGUAGACGUAAGCGUUUCGUGCACAAUCCACUAGGCUCGAGCCACCCCGAGGCUACUCUCAAGGCGGCUCUAGAACAUGGUGCACCCGAGGAUGCGAUACUUCAAGCGCGUGAAGAGUUCCACGCGCACCUCGCAGCCUCGCGUGCACACCAACAGCAAUUGCAGUCGGCGGAUCUUAUGGAUGACAGUGAAUUGCUGUCGGACGACAGGGAUCUCGACAACGACCUGACAGGUCCGGUGAACAUUAGCACGAAAGGCAGAUUAAUCGCACCCGGUAUCGUGGCACCCGGCAUCAUUUCCGUUACAUCUACGGAGCUGUAUUUCGAGGUGGACGAGGAUGAUCCGGAGUUCAAGAAGAUCGACAGUGAGGUGCUGAAAUACUGCGACCAUUUGCACGGGAAAUGGUACUUUUCCGAAGUCCGCGCGAUCUUCUCGCGACGUUACCUGCUGCAGAAUGUGGCCAUCGAGAUCUUUCUCGCCAGCAGAACCUCGAUCCUGUUCGCGUUCUCCGACCAGGCGACCGUGAAAAAGAUGAUCAAGGCGCUACCGCGGGUCGGCGUUGGCAUCAAAUAUGGGAUACCGCAGACUAGACGAGCAUCGUUAAUGUCACCGCGACAACUGAUGCGAAGCUCUAAUAUGACUCAAAAGUGGCAGCGUCGGGAAAUAUCGAACUUCGAGUACUUAAUGUUCCUGAACACGAUCGCUGGUCGCACGUACAAUGACUUGAAUCAAUAUCCCGUGUUUCCCUGGGUGUUAACGAACUAUGAAACGAAGGAACUCGAUCUCAGUUUGCCGAGCAAUUACCGAGAUUUGUCGAAGCCAAUUGGCGCAUUGAAUCCGAACAGAAGAGCUUACUUCGAGGAGCGCUUCCAAAGCUGGGAGCAUGACACUAUACCACCUUUCCAUUACGGCACGCAUUAUUCCACGGCGGCUUUUGUCCUAAAUUGGAUGAUACGCGUGGAACCGAUGACGACGAUGUUCCUGGCGUUGCAAGGCGGCAAAUUCGAUCACCCUAACAGGCUAUUCUCAUCUAUUGCGCUUUCGUGGAAGAACUGCCAGCGUGAUACGUCCGACGUUAAGGAAUUAAUUCCGGAGUUUUUCUUCCUACCGGAAAUGCUGGUGAAUAGCAAUUGCUAUCGUUUGGGCAGGCAGGAAGAUGGUAGCGCGGUCGGCGACGUUGAAUUACCACCUUGGGCUUCAUCUCCCGAAGAGUUUAUACGUAUAAAUCGAAUGGCACUUGAGUCCGAGUUUGUGUCUUGUCAAUUGCAUCAAUGGAUCGAUCUGAUAUUUGGUUACAAGCAAAAAGGUCCAGAAGCCGUGCGCGCUACCAACGUUUUCUAUUAUUUGACGUACGAAGGUAGCGUAGAGCUGGACACGAUCACUGAUCACAUGAUGAGGGAAGCUAUAGAGAAUCAAAUUAGGAACUUCGGACAGACGCCGUCGCAGCUUUUGAUGGAGCCACAUCCUCCAAGAAGUUCCGCGAUGCACUUGUCGCCAAUGAUGUUCUCGAGCAUUCCGGAUGACGUGUGCAUGACUAUUAAAUUCCCGUCUAACUCACCGAUCUGUCAUAUCUCGGCUAACACUUAUCCGCAAUUGCCACUGCCAUCGGUUGUGACGGUAACCACCGGACAGCAAUUCGCUGUCAAUCGGUGGAACACCAAUUACGCAGCCUCCGUGCAAUCUCCAAGUUAUGCAGAUACACCUCAGGCGCAGGCUGCCAAUCAACCAUUGUCCAUGGAUCCUGUUCUUUCUCAAGCGGCUAACAGCUCGAAUCCAACAUUACAACGUCGGCAUCUAGGUGAUAACUUCAGCCAGAAACUAAAGAUUCGCAGCAACUGCUUUGUCACUACCGUAGACAGUCGAUUCUUGGUAGCUUGCGGAUUUUGGGAUAAUAGCUUCCGCGUCUUUUCAACCGAGACAGCAAAAAUCGUUCAGAUAGUCUUUGGACACUAUGGAGUCGUCACCUGCUUAUCGCGCAGCGAGUGCAACAUCACUUCCGAUUGUUACAUCGCAUCCGGAAGCGCGGACUGCACCGUUCUUCUUUGGCAUUGGAAUGCUAGGACGCAGACUAUCGUCGGCGAGGGCGAAGCGCCAGCACCACGCGCCACCCUUACAGGUCACGAACAGCCUGUGACGGCCGUCGUCAUAUCCGCCGAAUUGGGUUUGGUUGUCUCGGGAUCACUUUACGGUCCAGUACUCGUCCACACUACUUUCGGCGAUCUCCUAAGAUCGCUCGAAGCACCAAAUGGAUUCUCGUCGCCUGAAAAUAUCGCUAUGUCACGCGAGGGCGUUAUUGUGGUGAAUUAUGAACGCGGGCACAUAGCGGCGUUCACCAUAAACGGAAAACGCCUUCGUCACGAGUCCCACAAUGACAAUUUACAAUGCCUAUUGUUGAGCAGAGAUGGUGAAUACUUGAUGACAGGAGGUGAUAAGGGUAUCGUAGAAGUUUGGCGGACUUUCAACCUUGCUCUACUUUACGCAUUUCCUGCAUGCGAAAGUAGCGUGCGUUCUCUCGCGCUCGCUCAUGAUCAAAAGUUUCUUCUAGCUGGUUUGGCAAAUGGGUCCAUCGUAAUAUUCCACAUUGACUUCAACAGAUGGCAUCACGAAUUCCAACAGCGUUACUGAAAUUACGAUUUUCUCUUCGCCUAAGCGAGCGAGGCACACCCCACGAAAUAAAACAAAUCCUUGCGCUUAAUUCUUCAAGUAGUACAACAACUUCGAAUCUACAGAUAUUUCACGGACAAAUGGCGCUUUCUUCGUUCGAUUCCCCGUUGAUCGUGGACCAUUCGGUUCGCGAGUGUACGGCAAAACUGUAUGUUAUUUGCGCGACAUUUGUACCGAGCAGCUUCUUGUCAGGCUAUCUUUAAAUUCGUCCCUAUUUACGGUACGCAAAGUAUUCCGUCAGUCGUUUCGGAUUAGACGCAAUGAGCGGCAAUGAAACGAACGUGAUAUACUGUGAGAAUCUUAGCGUUCAGCAAUAAACUCGCUUUCGUGGCAGCGUGCAGUGCUUCCCUAAAUAAAGAGGAGGUCAGAGCGAGAAGGGCGAAGCGAAUUGCAGUCAGAAUCCCGGACGUCCAUCUCGUGUAAUCACGCAGUGGAUUGCGUCGAACCAAGCGUCGAACCACAACCACGUCACAAGCUGGUAAAGCACGAAAACUACACGCGUGCCGCUCGAAACGCUAGUCAAUUAACGAAGACUCGGACCUAUCCAUGUCCGUGAAAAAUUUACGGAUCGAUUGCGCGAUUUUUUCUCACGCGAUCCAAAGAAAGGGAUAAACUGCAAUGGGGAGAAUAAUCGCCGAUGCGAAGAGGAGAGCCAACGUCGACGAGACGGCGGAGCUAAGACAUACGUUAUUUUUAUGCCUGAAACUGCACGUGGAUUUGGCCACGACACCUUAGCGUUAAUGUCCAAUGUAAAUACGGAUAUAUUCUUCACGUUAUAUAUAUAUAUUAUAUAUAAAAUAUAUAUACACGACAUACACACGCGCGCGCGCUUUAUUCCGUAUUAGAAGGGGCGAAGAGGAGAGGCGUGUAUUAUCGCGAGUGGUUUGCAUUGUAUUUUUCGCAGACGUAUUAAUGUCGCUCACGUCGAAACUUUUUGGCUAAAGCACCUUGUACGUUCAGUUCGGACUACACGCACGCGAACGCAUCGCGUAUCACCGAUACCGGCGCGUCGACAAAUGCUUCGCGGUAACACGUCGCUAAUCAUUUUCGGGACCGUGGCUAUCAGCCCCCCAUGAUCACCCUUCCACCUCCGCUACACUUUCUAUACGCUGAUGUUCGCGUCCUUCGGAAGAAAUCCUAAUUUUUAUCAAAGCCGUCCAGCUUAACUUUUGCGAGGAUAUUUCUUAGUAUUUUCGCACGCGACGUAUAUUAAUCAGCAAAACAAGUUAUUUAGGCUAAAGUGACAUCCCGAAUUCAUCCUUAACAUUCCGCGACUUGUCGAGGAUCGUUUCUGUGUGAAUGCGUCAUCGGUGAUCUCCACAGGAUGACUCGAAUGACGAUAGAGCGAGGUAUACGAGAGAUGAAAGAGAGGCCGAACGCGUAAAUGUGAACGAGAGAAUGAAAUAUUAACAAAACAAAAAAAAAAAGAACAAAAAAGCAGACAUACACCUUAACAGCUAACAACGAUGGGGAAGAAGAUGCUUGAUCAUGCAUAAGUGGUAGAUUUACUAGCUUGACUUUCGUUCGUACGUCAUCGUAGAACGUGUGAUAGCUGUCUCGUAGUAUUACUGCUAAGUAUUAUUGUCAUUCUGAGUCCCCGUUUUGCGAGAGGUGGUCGCGAAACACGGGACGCCGUAUAAAUAUAGCCUUCAGUUGUUCGUACGUAUUCUGGAUAUAAUGUAUUGUCGUCAUCUCGGUUAAUAUGUAUCUUGUGUAACGAAUAAUUACUUAUCUAGGGGUAAACCGUUUUGUUGUCACCGCUUAAUAGCCGUACGACGAUAACGAAUGUAUUUCCAAAGUUGUCUCACAAGUAGUAGUCAGAAAACUCUUUGUGUGCGAAAAAUGGAGAAGAGAUGCGAGAAGACGGAGAGGAGAGAACGCGGGAGAAGAUUAAAAAAAAAGCGAAAGAGAGAAAGAGGGAGAGAAAGAGAGCGUAAAUGUAAUCUACUCGGAGUGAUUGUUUUUACGGAUCGCAAUUAAUCGUAACGGUGAUUUAAGAAGACGCUGUACAUUUUGCCGUGCGACUUAUUAGAUUAAUUUAUAUUCGCUUCGCUUGCAAUAAACGAUUAACGUUUUCUCACAAGGCACCAUUAAUUAUCCGAUGAAAAUUAUCCGGAAGAAAAUCGUGAAAUAUGCGUGUGUAGCGCGCUCUAACUAUAAAGAGCAGCUUAUAUAGUUUUUAAAGCGUUCGCUUCUUUCAUCGAUUUGAUAACAUUUUUUUCCGAUGCUUGCAAAUAAAAUUUUACCGAUCAGCAUUGUUUAGCGCUUAUUAUACGACGGCAUGGAAAUAGCUUUCCGUACCUCGAUACGUGUUCUAGUCAACGAUUAUACCGUUGAAUCACCGUCGCGAGUCACCUGCGAUCCUCAGCAUUUAGGUAUCGAUAAACACUUAAAAGAUAUGCCGUACUCUUUACGUGUAGGUGUAUAAAUUAAAUGCAUAGUGCCGUCGUCUUUAGCGAUCAAUCACUUUGGGCUUGCGAGAUUACGGUAGCGUUGCGCUCGUAAUAUCGAUUCUUGCUGUGCACCGGGCGAUCGUGCGGCGAUCCGCUCGCAGCCGAUCGUCAGUAAUCGUACAAUUUUUAAGCGUAUAGGGGAAUGUUACGUGUGUAAUGUGUUAAUAAUGGUGUAUUACCACUCGUUAUGGGCGUGCUUCUGCAUUGAUCGUUCGUAGUGUUUUGUUCGCGCGGAAGGAUGGAAGCAUAAAUGAGCGAGAAGAAGCAACGAAGAGAGAAGGGAUGAGAAAAAGGGUUGAGGCUUGUUUCUGAAUGCUUUUAACGAUAUCGCUAGUUCCGUUGUGUGCGCAUGGAAACGAAUUUCUGUCACGCGUGUAAGCGUUCACGUAUAGGCGCGCAUUGUCGAUAUUUCAUUUUUGCUACACAGUGAGACAUUACGUCUAGAGAAAAAGUUAAACGCACGACAUUCCAUCUCUCGCAUUUCCUGCUUUUUACCAGUUAACAAUUGCGUUUAUUUAUCUAUAUACAUGGGUUGAACUAAGAAGGAAGACAAAAUUGGCAUACCGUUCAUGAACAUAGUCAAAUUGAAAAAAAAUUAAAUAAAUAAAUUGCGAGGUAACGGAGACGUUUUUAGAACGCGUGUUCGCGAGUGCGACGUACAUUCGGCUAGGCGGCACGUACUUUCGCAUUAUUCAAUGAGCGCGAAGACAGCGUAAUGGGUGAGAAUGUAUUGGAGAAUGACGAAAAGUCGCAUAAAAAAAAAAAGAGUUUUUAUAUUUGUUUAUAGAUGUGUGAGAAUGUGCUGCAUUCUUUAAGCAAGUUGUUAGUGAAUUCCCUCCAUAUUGCUAAUAUACAUAAAGGAAGUUAACUCAGAUCGAUUUCUGUCCGUACUUGAACAUUCAGUACAUAAAAAAAAAAAAUAUCGCUACUAUUUUAAAUAACGCUAAGUACAACGCUACAAGAGUUUGCCUAUAUUAUUAUUACAAUUUAUUGUCAUCAUUAUUAUUAAUAUUCUUAUUAUUAUACGAUUGUGGCUACAUUAACGUACUUAAUAUUAACGACUAUCUAUACAGGAGCAUAGAUUUGUAUAUUCGUCGGAUAAGGCCCUUAAUGUUUGCGUGUUAAGUAAUAAUUUUACUUACCCACAUUUUACGAGGAAGACGCGAGGUGACAGGAACUGUGUAAAGUUUUAUCCGGUUCGUUCACAUGCGCUGCGAGCUGCCCGUAGAAGUACUUACAUCUAGAUUAAUCGACGCGUCUCUACAUGUUUAUAAACGUAAUCACGGGCGAGAUAAAAGAAGAGAAAAAGAAAAAAAAGAAAGAAGAACGACGCUGCAACACACGCGACACGGAUAUAACACUCAAGCGCUUACUUAUUAGGCUCGUAUUACCUACACCUAAACCUGGUUCAAGCUAUUGAAAAGGUAUUUAAGAGUGACGCGGGAGAGAAGUCAUCGUGUUAAAGGCUCGCUAGCGAGGAAGCUCAACAGGAUCUAGAUCUCGGUUCUCACGAGAGAGUGUAACCAAUCGAAAGCGCUCGUCGACGCAAUUUUUUUACAUCACACACGUAAGUCAAUAAUACGCGUAGCCGCGAAGUUGGAGCAACCUCGAUCGCGCGGGACCAUCUCUCGGGCUCGUCGAAACAUCGUUUGCACCAGAGACAAUGUUUUAUAAGCACCGACUCAUUUUUUUUACCCUCCUCUUCCCCGCUCCCCUCCACCCCCUCCCCCUCCGGGCCGAAACGAGCGACGCGAUCCAAGUCCACGCGCGCGCGCAUCCCGUCCGCGGAUCGUGGUUGAGCUCCUCCAAUUUGCGGAUCACCGUUACCGCGCGAUUACAUCUCGUCACGAUCGAGCCUCCCACCGACACGGACGAUUUCUUACGGUGAACAUUUUUGUCAUUUCGGAUUGGAGACACGCACGGCGGGAGUACGACCGGUUCCGAUUGUGUUCGUGAAGAAAAUGUAAUUAGAGGCCUAAUUGUUUUGCUGGCGAUGUUACAGCGUGACGCCGUAACGGUCCGAUGCUCGAUCGGUGAAUGUAGGAUCGUCGAAAGAGUCUCGGACACUUGUCUCGUAUGAUUUCCGACGAAGCCAAACCGCAAUCAACCGGGCACCGACGAUUUUACCUCGUCGUCGUUGACGGGACACGCGGUGCAGAUUUAUUCCCGCCACUUUUAAGAAGUAUUACUGGGUAGAGAAGUACUUAAGUCGUUGCUACAUAACAGUAUAAGCUCUAUCGCUUAUUUUAUACUUAGAGGUAUUGUAAUGUUUCGAUUAGAGAUAACAUAAUGGGAAAGUUGUAUCUUAGUAUAAGGUAGACUAAUCUGUAAAGAUAAGUAGUCAAAUAAAUGAAAAGUACAUUUGAUGUUGCAGACGA